Molecule: messenger RNA, 796 nt
Organism: Guyanagaster necrorhizus
Lineage: Eukaryota; Fungi; Basidiomycota; Agaricomycetes; Agaricales; Physalacriaceae
Product: AhpC-TSA-domain-containing protein
Exons: 5
Coding region: 28-717 (229 amino acids)
Biological process (GO): cell redox homeostasis; cellular response to oxidative stress
Cellular component (GO): cytoplasm
Molecular function (GO): thioredoxin peroxidase activity
Source: RefSeq, a predicted model, not a curated record
CUUCCAACACCCAUACCACCACCAUCGAUGGCCCGCAAGGCUGCUGCGGAGGCAAUAACCACUGAGCCGCGACGCUCAACCCGGAUAUUAUCCCAGCCUGCACCCAAAGCCAAGAGAAAAGCUGAUGGUGAAGGCGGUAGAGCUAAAAAGAAGACGAAAAAGGUGGCAGAAGAUAUGGAAGAAUCAGCACAAGAAAAGGCCGAGCAGCUCCAAAUAGGCUCUUCGCUCGCUGGACUGUCGAUAACCCUUCCGAACCAAAAAGGCGAGGAUGUAGAGAUUGGAAUGAUUGCCAGCGAACGGGGCGUGGUGCUCUUCCUGGUGCCCAGGGCUGAUACUCCCGGCUGCACGCAGCAAGCUUGCGCUUAUCGAGAUGCAUACGACAAGUUCACCGAGGCGGGAUACGACGUGUAUUGUCUGAGUGCCGAUGAAGAAGGGAAGCAGGGUAAAUGGAAGGAUAAGAAAACUCUACCUUAUGACCUUCUCUCCGACCCCAAGCGAGUGUUCAUCUCUGCACUCGGCGCCGGCACCACGAAGACAGCACGAAGCCACUUUGUAUUCGCAAAGGGCGGAGUUAUGAUUGACAAGCGUAUGCCAGUCAAGCCUGCGGAAAGUUUCAAACUGGCCUUGGACGCUAUCCAGAAAGAAUCUGAGAAGGGUGACGGGGGCACCAAGGAGGAGAAGGAUGAUAAAAAGGACGAAGGAGAUGAUGAAGCAUAGCUUGGGAAGAAGGUAUUAUUUUAGUGUAUCUAUUCGUUGAUUUUCUUUGUUGUGCUUUCGAAUCAGAUUUUUAUCGGUC